UUCUCUCUCUCUCUCUCUCAUUCUCUCUUCAUAAUUCAUAUAUUUCCCAAUUCUUACCUUUUUUUUUUCCUUUCUGAAACGAGUUUUUGGUGAACUAAAAGGGUAAAUUUUUCCUAAUUUUGAUAUCAACAGAAGCCAGAAAAAAAAAAAAGAGACAGAUUCUAUAUUUUGUGUGUGUUUUUUGUGUGAUUAACUCUGUGUUUACAAUGGUUUUGUUUUGUGAAAUUUUUCUCGGAGAAGAAGGGAAUUUAGAAGACGGAGAGUGGAAAAACGAGUUAUAAUCCGUAGCAAACAUAAGAAACAAAAACAAAAAAAGUUUUUUUUUACUUUUUAAAAGUUUCUCCUCUGUUUCAGAAACAGAGACAAAUCAAGAAGAUCACUAGCAAAAACUUGCGUUGUCUUUCUCAUCUCCUUCCACUGGGUUUUGUUUUUUCAAAAUCUAAGAAACCAUGUCGGCGAGUGUACUAAGUGAUCCAACAAUGCUAAUUUCAACACCAGAAGCAAUCAUCGUCUCGCCGGCGCCGGUGACACAGAUAUCCGGCGACGAGCCAGAGCCGGUGACGUGUGAGUGCUGCGGAUUAACCGAGGAGUGCACACAGUCGUACACAGAGAUGAUCAAAGAGCGUUACAUGGGUAAAUGGAUCUGUGGGCUCUGUUCGGAAGCAGUCAAGUACGAAGUCAUAAGAACGAAACGAUUCGUAACAACGGAAGAAGCUAUGGCAAGACACAUGAACAUGUGUAACAAGUUCAAAUCAUCAAGCCCACCUCCUAACCCGACAGGGCAUUUGAUCUCUGCCAUGAGACAGAUCUUGAGAAGAAGCUUAGAUUCGCCAAGAAUGCUUAGAUCCAUGCCUAGUAGUCCUUCCAAAGACGACGACCAAGAUCACCAUGAUUGUGUUACUUCUAAUGUUUUGUCUAGGUCUGAUAGCUGUUUCGCUAGUUUGACAUAAACAUAAGAAAAGCUCAUCGUUGAAUAAUUAAACCGUCGGUUUAGGGACCCACCUGGAUUAAAUCCGGUUUUCAGAUUUGUAUAAAUUUCGUCGGUAAACCAAAAUCGGUCACUGUAUGUGUUUUCUUUUUUUGCCGGAUUUAUUGUACCUUGUGGAAAAAUUUUGGGCUUAUACAACAACACUUGUUGAUAUGUUCCUUUCUCUUA
Molecule: messenger RNA, 1156 nt
Organism: Capsella rubella
Lineage: Eukaryota; Viridiplantae; Streptophyta; Magnoliopsida; Brassicales; Brassicaceae
Exons: 2
Coding region: 450-950 (166 amino acids)
Source: RefSeq, a predicted model, not a curated record